AUCAAUCGGUUACAAUCGUUGUUUCAAUUAAUUUAAAAGUUGUACAAUUUUUCUUUUUGCUUGACAUAUUUGUUUAAAGUUUGAAUAAUGUUAAAAACUCUAUUGGAACUCGCACCCCCUACGUUUAUGCGCCAUUUUCUUCAAAUACACGUACAUUUACCGUAAAGAAAGUUCCUGGUUCGCUAAAGUGCUUCGUCGUUCUAUAGACCUAUCGUUAUCAGUGAUUUUUAAAAUAUCCUUGCAAAAAAGAUGCCCAAGUCGAAAAGAGAUAAGAAAAUAUCUCUUACGAAAACAAAUAAGAAAGGCCUUGCUUUGAAACAACAAAUCGUGGAGGAUGUUAGAAGUUGCGUUGAGAAAUAUGACAGGAUAUUUCUUCUAUCUGUACAUAAUAUGCGCAAUAACAAACUUAAAGAUUUACGAUCGGAAUGGAAAGACAGUCGGUUUUUUUUUGGUAAAAACAAGGUGAUAGCGCUAGCUUUCGGUAAAUUACCGGAAACCGAAGCUGCGGAAGGUCUUCAUAAAUUAUCAUUAGCAUUAAGAGGACAAUGCGGUCUGCUAUUUACAAACAGGAGUAAGAAAGAGGUAUUGAAAUGGAUGGAAGAAUAUGAAGAAAUAGAUUAUGCUAGAUCUGGAUUUGUUGCUCAAGAAACUAUAGUGUUACGUGAAGGGCCAAUGCCAGAGUUUUCACAUAGUAUAGAACCUCAUUUCAGACAAUUGGGAAUGCCCACAGCUUUACAGAAGGGUGUGGUAACAUUAAUCAAGGACUACAUUGUAUGUAAAGAGGGUCAAACGUUAAAUCCAGAACAAGCGAGGAUUUUGAAAUUACUUGAUAAACCAUUGGCUACCUUUAAAUUUAUACCAUUAGGUAUAUUUUCCAAGAAACAUGGAUAUAAAGAACUUAUAUCUCAACAUGAUGUUAAAGAAAAUAUGGAAGAACAAAUGGACAUAGAGGAAACAGAAAAUAUUGAUAAUACAUGAGAUAGAUACAACAGACAAAUUUAUAUAUACUAAAACGCGUUGGCCAAGCAGAACUUCGAUAAAUGAAAUGUAAUAUGGACAUGCAGAAUUUCUAUCAUUGACGACGUGCUUCCAUUAAUGUAAUUUGGCUGUGAAAAGAAUAAACCUAUAAAACUUGAACUAUUUAACAAAACGAUUAGUUUUUUAUUACUUUGUUAUUUAUUUAUUUUAAAAGCUACAAGAUAUAUAUCAUUGUUACAUAUGUAUUUAUGUUUAGUUGCAGAAUACUGAGCAAUAUCAAAUAAAUUACAUGGGAACUUUGAAAUUACAUAAUACGAGACACAUCACAAAACAUGUGACAAAAUCUACUGAAUUUUAUAACCUAUUUGAAAGAAUUAGAUCAUUAUGUGAUGAUAUUAUAUUAACUAUAACGAUAAAAAUAACGUAAUAUGCAAAUAUAUAGCAACAUACAUUAAUAUGGCAUAUUCUAUAAAACAAGAUAUUUUAUCCAAUGAGUAGCAGUAUCCUAUAAAAUUUUAUUCAUUACGUAGAAACAGGAUCUAGUGUAAAAUUGCUUUUAUUUUAUAAGUAUUCGCGUCUAGUUAAGCAAUAUUCAUAUUAGUUGCAGGAAUAAGCAUUCGAAAUUUAAUUUUGUAAUUAAAUUAUUGCUAGGGAAUGCUUUCAAUAACUAAUAAUUUAUGUAUAUUCAUUGAGUAUGAAUUCAAACAUAACUUCUAACUUUUUUUAUGUUUAUUAUAAAUAUUAUGUAAUACCUAUGAGACAUUGCUGAUAUUAUGUAUAUUUAUGACAAAAAACAUACACACAAGUAAUAAUAAAAUAAAAUUGAUAGAAAAUCAUAAAUUUAAAAUAAAAUUUAAAUUUAUUUGUACUCUCUAAAAGUAAAUAAGCUCAAGAGAAGCAAUAAAAUAAUACCAAAAAUUAAAUACAUUUGAUUUCGUAUAUAUAUAUAUCAUACCAAAAUAAUAACAUAGUAACAAAAUAGUAAUAAUAAUAAACUUAAUAACAAUCAAUAUACAUUGCUUUGCUAUUACAAAGUGAUAGCAAACUUAUGAUAAAGACUUGUAAAUGGUACAGAAAAAAUAUUGUCAUUUCCUGUAUUACAUUUUUCUUAUAGUUCAUUCUCCUUUUUUCGUGUUUCCUUCCUUUUUUUUCUGAGGAAUAGUUCAUAACCAACCAGGAAAUGUUUUUGCGUUAAACUAAAUGUCAUUAAAAUACAAUACUGCACCGUCAAGUAAUUUGCAUCUACUAGCACUAUCAUUGUGUGGUUAGCGUCAGGAUAUCGAUCUUCUUUACUAUAACUGUUUCAAAUAAUAUAUCUCUAACAUCAUAUUCUAAUAGUACACAUUUAAAAUACGAAAUAUAUUCUAAACUGAAAAUAUUUUCGGUUCUAUUUUCUUUGGUGGAACGCAAUUAUAUUCUUGCAUGUUACUGACAAUAGUUAAGAAAUAUUAAGAUCAUCACUUUCUCUCAUGUUAUUAUGGUACUUUCAUUAACAGAAAACGGCAAUCUAUACUACUUUACUAACAUCCUUUAUACUUAACUAUCUUUAGAUGAUACGUUUUGAAAGACAUAGGCAUAGAAUAUGUUACUAUCAAGAAAAGAAGAAAAGAAGAAAAAGAACAAAAUUUCAACAACACGUUUACGUUAUAAAAUAGAACUUGUACAUAGUUUGAAGAAACAAUAACUUCGUAUAUGAAACUAUAUAGAAACAUCAGAUAGAAACAUUUCUCAUUGUUAGUGCAAAUAACGAAUUCACUUUUAUACACUGUUAUCGUCCUGACCCCGUUAGUAAGUUGUUCGAAUUAUAUCACAAUACACAAAUGAUUACGUUCUAGAAUAUGGCAAUUUCACAGCACAUUAAUUUAACAGAGAUCUCAUAUAAAAAUAAAUAAGAAUUAAUUUAACGAAAUGUUCGAUAAAUAUAUUAGCUGAAGUAAUAUAUAAAUAUCUAAAUAAUAUUAUAAUACACUAGAUUUUUAUAUGCUAGAAUAGUUACGGUUAAACGUUUCUAAAAGCCAGAAAUUUUUUGUGAAAUUAAACGAGAUGUAUAUUGGAAAAAAUAGUAGUAGUGGUACGAAUUACAUUAUACUGUUUUCUGUUAAUAAUAAACGGAACUUUCUAGCAUGAUAUAUAUAAACGCAUUAAUAAAUCAUUUUAUACACAGGUUUAUCACCACAUCGAAAUUACUCAUCGGUAUCAUAAAUGUUUUCAACUAUCGACCAGCAACAUAAUGUAUAUUUAGUGGAAUAAUCUACGGAUUAUCUGAAGCACAGCGUGUAAGCGAUCUGCUUUGAACUCUUCUUGAAGCGUAUUAUGACGUGAUGAGUCCUUUAAUUAUGUAUAUUGAAGCACUCAUAUCGUGCUCUCUAAAUGAUAAUUUUGCUAUAAAUUAUAUUGAAAACUAAUUUAAUGUCUUUGAUAACUGACAACAUAGUCCUAUUACACUAUGAGAAUUGGAAUGUGUUUAAAUUCAAUUGUAAAAGACAGAUUACCUUUCUUACACACUGAUCCACGUAUCAUUUAUAAAUGAUGAUAAAUUACUUUUAUACGUAUUUAGUGUUCCUUAGAAUCUUGCGUUCGACAAACAAAACAUGACUACUAAAGCCUACAUUACGGUGUAAAUCUACUUCCGAGUCUCAU
This is a messenger RNA of Bombus huntii, 3618 nucleotides long. It is a transcript of the gene RpLP0-like, whose product is annotated as mRNA turnover protein 4 homolog. Gene Ontology annotation, biological process: ribosomal large subunit biogenesis; rRNA processing; ribosomal large subunit assembly. Gene Ontology annotation, molecular function: RNA binding. Gene Ontology annotation, cellular component: nucleolus; preribosome, large subunit precursor. The record is from RefSeq and is a predicted model, not a curated record. NCBI's taxonomy places the organism in Eukaryota, Metazoa, Arthropoda, Insecta, Hymenoptera, Apidae. The coding region runs from base 250 to 978 and encodes 242 amino acids. The transcript is spliced from 5 exons.